AUGAGCCAAAUCGCAGUAAUCCAGGAUCUGUUUCCUGAUCUUGGAUCCGGCUUUGUAGCCAAAUUGCUUGACGAAUUCGGCGAGGAUCCCGAAGCAGUCAUAGCUAAGCUUCUCGAAGACGAUUUGCCACCAGAAUUGGCGGCUGCGGACCGUGCCGAGCUGUUAUCUUCCCAAUCUACCAUCGAAUCACUUCCAGAGAAUACUAUGGCCCCGCGCUCAGCACCAAACCCGUCACAAACCCUUCCUCAGCGCCGGAAUAUAUUCGACGAUGACGAGCUCACCAGCGAGAUGACAAAUCUUCACUUCGGCAAGCGUAAUCCAGCAAAGACUGCUGACGACGUCUUAGCCGACCGCAAAACAGCACCCAACAAGGCAGCUAUCAUGUCCGCCCUCGCAGCUUUCGACUCGGACGACGACGAGCGCGAUGAUACGUACGACGCCGAUGAUGUGGGCGGCGCGGUAGACACAGCUGCUGGCGGGGAGGACGAGGUUGACGGUAACGCCAAUGAAGAGACACUCUUCCGCGGUUGGCAAGCUGAUCCCAAUGUCUUUGACCGCGACGCAGGCACGAGACGAAGUGACCCUCGCGGCAAACUGCGGGAAAUUACGGGACUGACAGACGAAGCUAUCGAGGGCUGGGCUGUCAUGCUGGGUCGAAACCCACGGUUAAAACGACGACUGGAAAUCAAAUAUAACACGUUCACCGGCAUCCAGACGGAGUUGGCAAGCACAUCUUGGCGGGGAAGAGGAGAAGAUACGGGGACAGAUCCUGGGGUUCCAUCAUCUUUUCGGGGUGGUAGAGGCGGCGGCUCAGAUAGGGGACGAGGAAGGGGCCGCGGCGGUGGCGGCGGUGGCGGCGGCAAUGUCGCUGGUCCGGCAAAUGAUAAAGAUACAGAAGCGGCGCGGCGUAGGAAAGAAGCGAACAAGGGGUCCAAGGCGAAUCACAACCGCCGAGAUCAGAGAGCAAAGAAGAUGGCGAGGGGUGGCUUCCCUGGCUGA
Molecule: messenger RNA, 999 nt
Organism: Verticillium nonalfalfae
Lineage: Eukaryota; Fungi; Ascomycota; Sordariomycetes; Glomerellales; Plectosphaerellaceae
Exons: 2
Coding region: 1-999 (332 amino acids)
Molecular function (GO): ubiquitin binding
Source: RefSeq, a predicted model, not a curated record